This is a messenger RNA of Trichosporon asahii var. asahii CBS 2479, 1935 nucleotides long. RefSeq lists its product as uncharacterized. Lineage: Eukaryota; Fungi; Basidiomycota; Tremellomycetes; Trichosporonales; Trichosporonaceae. The coding region runs from base 1 to 1935 and encodes 644 amino acids. The record is from RefSeq and is a predicted model, not a curated record. The transcript has 4 exons.
AUGCCUAGCAUCAAGUUACCUGGUGCGGUCUUAUUGAUAGGGGUGUGGUUGCAACCGUUGCCAGCUCUAUACGUUGCGCCUUUCGGUUCCGCCAAAGACCCGAUAUCUCCCAGUCACGUAUUCCAGACCGACGGCCGAGUUUGUGGGCUCACGGUAGCAAUCAAGAUAGUUGCGAUCAAGGACAAGAAGCAGCUGCCCUCCAUGAUCACCAAGGAGCCUUCGAAACCAGGUCAGGAACCUAAAGUGAAGGUGACGGUUGUAGACCCGCGCACUUUCUCCUCUAAAUGCACACUUUUGUCUCGGUGGGUUGGCUGGAGCGAUGUCGCUGGCAAAGUCGAUCUUCCGAGCAUUGCUAGGGCAGGUGUAAAGCAGGGGCCAUGGUGGCCAGCUGCCCUCGUGCACGGCAUCAGCGAGAUGGUCGGCGGCGGUGGCUCGGCACUCCAAUACAUCUAUGGCCGGCCAGUCGCUCUGAUCAAACGGGACGGUCGCGGUGAGGCUGAGUGGGAGGCAGAGCUGAAAGAGGCGUUCCUCCGUCCAAACUACGUGACACUCGUGAAGCUGAACGACAACAAGCUGUACGGGCUGUGGGGGUACUCGGCGAGCACGGUCGCACUCAUGGACGCGGACCAGGCUGUUGACGGCAAGUCAUCCACAACUCAGCGACGGACUCUCAGUCAGACAGCAAAGCUUGUAAUGGAGUAUGCUCAGACCAGCACACUCGGCUCCCAGGAGCAGGGACCGAGCCACGGCUCGAACCCAGCUCCGGCGAAGUGUGUCCCGGAGCCCCCUCCCGCGUCGAAACAAUCGAGCUCGUCCGGCUCCCAUAGCCAGAGUAGGACGAGAUCCUCAUCAUCUUCCUUGACUUCAGCGUCUGGCACGUCGAAGUCGACUGGCGCAUCAUCGGCAGACCUUAGCUCGGCCGCCUCUGCUUCAAGCUCGAAAGCCGUCACGGCAUCCUCCAAAGAACCGGCGCCGCACAGCGCAAAGGGCUCCUCUCCUUCCUCUACGGCUGUGCCGUCCAUAACACCCAGUAGCCACAAGUCAGGCCUCACUCCCUCAUCUGCUAAACCUGCCACACCGGCACAUACAGCCACCGACACGGGAAGACCAGGACCAGGAGCGGGCACCGGAGCUGGAGCCGGCCCCGGCGCGGCUGGCAUCGUUCCUCCUCCUCCUCCUCCCUGCGUUGGCCCUUCCUGUCCAAAAGCUCCCCAAAAUCAAGGCCACAAGAGUGACGCCACCAAGGUUACAGCCAAGCCCUUCUCUUCGGCCGCCGCGUCUGCUUCGCGGUCUACCAAGAUCAAAGACUUGCCGCCGCCACCUCUGACUUCCUCCUCGCAGUCGAUGUCCUCCUCGGCCUCCACCUCCAUGUCAAAGUCGCAGUCAUCCCACCAGUCCGGAGGCCAAGGGCUGUCCUCAGCUGUGCGGACGACAUCGUCCUCUGCCUCCACCCCCAAGUCCAAAAACCCGACGCCACCUUCUUCCCACUCUCGAGCGGCGUCAACAACUCACAUGCCGCCCCGGCCCACAGUAACGGUGGGGACGAAUAGCACUUCUGCAUCAAGCAAGUCGGGGGCGUCCACCAUUUCGUCCGCUUCCUAUUCCUCCUUCAAAGUCCAGGGCACAUGGCAGUCCGUCAAAGCCGGUUCUAGCUCUACCUCGACAUCCCAUUCAAGGUCUGCAAGGUCCACAUCGCAGCACUCUGUUGACGAGACACGUCCUUCAUCGGCGUCGAAGUCCUCUGGAGCCUCAACGACUUCUUCUUUGCGCUCCUCCGGUACCCGAGUUUCCGCCAAAGCGUUAGCCACGCCGACCUCCAGCACUUCAGCGAAGCAUACACCGCCGCCUUCGCGACAGCGAUCUUCAGCCACGCCUUUAGCGGAGCCCUCAGGUACCUGGAUAUCCAUGUUUGUACCUGCCAAACCUACCAACUAA